Fusarium coffeatum is the source of this 1374-nucleotide messenger RNA. RefSeq lists its product as uncharacterized. The record is from RefSeq and is a predicted model, not a curated record. Lineage: Eukaryota; Fungi; Ascomycota; Sordariomycetes; Hypocreales; Nectriaceae. Bases 1 to 1374 code for a protein of 457 amino acids. The transcript is spliced from 4 exons.
AUGAAGCUGUUUCGUGGGAUUCUUGCAUACCUUUUGGUGUGCUUACCUUUGGCAUGGGGCAAGGAUGACCCCAUGGCUCUAUUGGCUACUUUGCCUCCAUGUGCAUUGAAAUGCAUGGUUACUGCCGUCGAGGCUUCGACAUGUGAACUUGGCGAUGUCAAAUGCACAUGCACCAAUGCGGCGCUCACAGCCCAGAUCGAGAAAUGCGUCUUGACGUCCUGCACCGUCCCUGAAGCUCUGAGCACCAAGAACACCACCUUGACAACAUGUGGUGCCCCCGUCCGCAAUCACCGAGCCGAAUUCGUUACCCUCAACGACGUUAUGGGCACCAUCUCGGGCGUCUUUGUCCUCCAACGAUUCGCAACAAAAUUCUUCUAUAAGCUUCCUCUCGGCCUUGACGACCUCUUCAUCGCCUUGGUCAUGUGUUGCGCGAUCCCCUCCAUCGUCAUCAACUCAUAUGGUCUAGCACCCAGCGGCAUGGGUCGCGAUGUCUGGACGCUAGAACCGGACCAAAUCACCAGCUUCGGCCGCUACUUCUACGUCAUGGCCGUUCUUUACUUUGCCCUCCAAUGUUUCCUUAAGUUGUCUAUGAUUUUCUUUUACCUUCGCAUUUUCCCAACCAAGGGCGUUAGGAGGAGUCUUUGGACCAGCGUUGGCUUCACGUCCUUGUUCGGCAUUGUCUUCGUCUUUGUUACGAUUUUCCAAUGUCGACCUAUCAGUUAUUUCUGGACCAAGUGGAUGCACGAUGCCGACCACCCCGGAACAUGCGCUGAUAUCAAUGCUAUCACGUGGUCUGGCGCUGUCAUCAACAUUGCUCUUGACUUUUGGAUCUUGGGUAUUCCGCUUUCGCAGUUGAAGAAGAUGAACCUGGAUUGGAAGAAGAAGUGGGGUGUAGGAAUGAUGUUCAGCGUUGGUAUCUUCGUUACAAUCAUGAGUAUCCUUCGUCUCAGCGCCACUGUCCGAGCCGGAACAAGCGGCGCCAACUCAACAUGGGAAUACCUCGCCGUGACAAAAUGGUCCACCAUCGAAGCCAACGUCGGAAUUGUCUGUGCCUGUAUGCCCUCUCUCCGAAUUCUUCUCGUCCGUAUCUUCCCCAAGGUGCUUGGCACAUCCAAGCGUCGCUACUACAACUACGGAAGCGACCAGUACGGCAGCAAGCACGGUGGUCCCAACUCGAAUAUCAACCGCUCUCGCGCGCAAACCCUUGGAACAACUUCCAAGGUUGAUAAGACCAACCAUUCACAUUCACGGGUUGAUCCUGUUGGUAUCACUUGUGAUCGCUCUUAUGAGGUGGAGUACGGCAAUAAUGAUGAAGUUCAAUUGGUUUAUAUGAAGGAUAUGGAUAGGAGCAGUGCGAGGUCGAAUGAGGUUUAG